UGUCAACUGUAAAUGUGUUAUUUGUAAAUUGACAAUUGGUCCUUAUCAUGUUGUAGAGUUUAAAAUUAUUUUAAGUUAAAGUUCACAUUAAUAUUAAAUUAUCGUAUAAAUUACAAGUAAAGAAAUGAAAAGUAUAAAAAACGUUUUCGCAUCAAAGUUUCGUUUAUUAAAUUCUCAAGAGAACAGCGAAGAGAUAAUUUGGUCAAGUGAUUCCAGUGACAACGAAACAUCUUACAAAGAAAACAGCCUCAAUAAGUGCAACAAAAUUAUAAACAGGAAAAGAAAACGUUCUAAUAAAAGACAUUUCAAUGUUUCCAACCUAGACAUAUCUUUCACCGAGUCCCAGGACGUUGCGAAAAGUUCGAAAAUAGAUGCAAUUUGUAAAAAUAAUGCAGUAUCACCAAUAAUUAGUUCAGGAAAUAUUAAAAAGACUCUUGCAUUAAGUCCGAUACUUCCGUUGAAACGUGACUCCCCUCAAAUAAAAGUAAAAAAGAAAUUAUUCAGCACUAGCCAAGAGCAUAACUAUGAACGAAGUUUAUCCGAAGGAUGCAAUACAUUAAAAAAAAGUAAUAGAACCUUAAAAGAAUAUACUACAAAUAAUGCUGGCGACUUCAGCCGAGUUAAUCGAUUACAAACAAAUGAGUAUAUAAUAAGCGAAACCUCGAAUAAGUUAAAAGACAAGGUUAAAUCAUAUUUUGAUAGUAAUUUCAGUUCCGGAUCAACUCAACACUCGAUAAGUGAAUACGAAACUGAGAGUACAGCCAGCAAUGACUUAGAAAUAACCAGUUCUCUGACCCAAGUGAUGCCAGUUAAUCUGGAAUCGAAAUCCUCCUCUGACAGCCUAACAAAUUUAUACGACAUAGAGGCUAAAUCUAAAAAGGUCAAAUAUAAAAAAGGUGGACUUUCGCACAGAUUGAAUGUGCUUUUAAAAAAACAAAACUCGUCUUUCUCGUUGUGGCACCAUGAGAAGUUCCUGGCGGUAAAUUCGAACUUUGUAAUACCCAGGGAAGAUUUCUUUGUGUACCGAGUAAAGAAUGUCACUUGUAAAUAUGGUGUGACUUUAUUAAAUGCAACCGAUGAUAAUAAUUUAAAUUAUUUGAUUGUAAUAAACAAUAUGUACAUUAAAAAUGAUUUGUUAGAAAGAAAUGUCAUUUUUAAACUCUACAGACCUUUUAAAAUAAUACACUCUGAUAAAUAUAAGGUAGUGGUGAAUGUUUGUAAAUUUGAAUGUACAGGCAUUGGGAGUUGAGCUGUGAUAAUAAAUAUAAAUUUUCAUUAUUAAA
Messenger RNA from Danaus plexippus (monarch butterfly), 1283 nucleotides. RefSeq lists its product as uncharacterized. NCBI's taxonomy places the organism in Eukaryota, Metazoa, Arthropoda, Insecta, Lepidoptera, Nymphalidae. The record is from RefSeq and is a predicted model, not a curated record. The coding region runs from base 125 to 1249 and encodes 374 amino acids. The transcript has a single exon.